Messenger RNA from Periconia digitata, 1582 nucleotides. NCBI's taxonomy places the organism in Eukaryota, Fungi, Ascomycota, Dothideomycetes, Pleosporales, Periconiaceae. The record is from the annotation of a GenBank genome assembly.
CUUGCGAGCAAUCUUGUUACUUCGAUCGAUGUUUCAACCCAUAAUCUCCACCAUGGACUCGGGGACCUCACCCGUCCUCACUGCCUCAAUUUUGGUCGUAGUCACCAUCGGACUGCUACUUCUGAAAGGCCAGAGAAACAAAUUACCACACGUCAAUCCGAUAGGAAUAGCCUCACUUCAGUUCCAGAAGCAGUUGGAGUUCAUCAAAGAUGGCCUCAAGAUUCUCGAGAGGGGCAGAUCCAAGUAUCUCGGCCAACCAUUUCGCAUGCUCACCACGAACGGCGAGUUGACAGUUCUUCCGCCCGAAUACGCGAACAUGAUACGCAAUGAAACAGGGCUCAGCUUUGCUAAAGCUAUCGUAAAUGACUUUUCAACCCACGUGCCCGGAUUUGACCCUAUAGCAGUUAUAGACCACAAUUCGCAUGUUGUACAAGACGUUGCUAGAAAGCAGCUUACCAAGCUCUUGAACACAGUGACGGAACCCCUUGCCCAGGAAACUACGUUCGCCGUGCAUCAUAUUUUCGGUAAUUCCUUGGAGUGGCAACAAGCGCCUUUGGCCGACUCGAUUCUGAACCUAGUUGCUCGUCUUUCGUCCCGUGUUUUCCUGGGCGAAGAACUUUGUCGUGACGAGGAAUGGCUUGCCAUAACAAAAGAAUACACCGUAGAUGGAUUUAGGGCAGCAGUAGAACUUGCGAUUGUUCCGCAGUUUCUGAAAUUCCUCCUUCCUCUGUUUUCUUCCAAGUGCCAAGUGGUUCGGCGCAAAGCUAACCGUGCUCGGGAAAUCAUUACGCCAGUCAUAGAGAAUCGACGUGCACUUAAGAACAAGGCUCGUUUGGAGGGGAAGCCGAUUCCAAGUUUCAAUGACGCUCUCGAUUGGGGGGAAACCGAAACCAAGGGCAUGAAGUACAACCCGGCUGAUUUCCAGCUGACUCUAGCGUUUGCGGCCAUUCAUACCACCUCGGAUCUAUUAUGCAAGACUUUGGGUCUUCUGGCUGAACAUCCUGAUUCAUUUAAGCCUCUCCGCGAAGAGAUGAUUACCGUACUCAAGCAGGACGGAUGGAAGAAGAGCGCACUGUACAACAUGAAACUCCUCGAUAGCACGCUCAAGGAAGCACAGCGAGUACGUCCAAACAGCUUGCUCUCAAUGCGCCGUGUGGCAACGAAGGAUGUCAAACUGCAGAACGGUUUCACUAUCCGCAGAGGUGAAAAUUCUAUGGUGGAUGCACGUGCUUCGCAAGACCCUACUAUCUUCCCCGAACCCGAGAAGUUUGAUAUCUACCGUUUUCUUCGAAUGCGUGAGCAACCCCAGGGAGCCAACAAGGCACAAUUGGUCGCUACAAGCCCCGAACACAUUCAUUUCGGGCACGGAACGCAGGCAUGCCCUGGUCGAUUCUUUGCAGCAAAUGAGAUGAAGAUUGCGCUCUGCCAUCUCUUGCUAAAAUACGAUUGGGAAUUGGCCCCUGGAUCGACCUCAGAGCCGGUCAAUUUCGGAGUCGAUUUCUCGGUCAAUCCAGAGACCCAAAUAAGGUUUAAAAGGCGUGAGAUUGUGGAUAUUGAUCUGGAGUCACUUGUAUUCGACUGA